AUGGACUUUCGCUACAACCACAGAUAUUUUCCUCAUAUAGUGGCAGUCCUGCAAACAAGUGGUUUGUGCCUUCUGCUGUGGACGAGAAGCUCCACCCCCCUAAAUUUAAAUAAGAUCCCGCCUGCUGCCCUUACAAUCCCCGUACCUCCAAGGUUCCCCAGUUCUUCUUGUCCCGGCAGACUUGAUGGACAGGCUCCUCCAGACAUGGAUGUUGAAAGAUCGGUGCGUCAGCACAGGUUGCUGACCGGGUAGGUGAGUGCCUGAAAGCUCUCCAGGUGGGAGCUGAGUGGCAGAGGCUUCCGAUCCAGAACGCGACUGGAAGCCGGCUUAUGUGGCCAGAUCCUGGGAGUCCCAGGCAGACCUCCCACUAUGCAGGACGGACGCCCAGGAGGUGUUGCGUUGCACUGAAGUUCCGAUCGCGCUACUGCACAUGCGCAGAGCGGAAACUUGAAAAAUUGACGCAAAGUUUCAAAUAUUUUGCUAUAAAAACUGUGGGUUGGUUGCUAAAACAGGUACUGUGUCACCAGCCCUCCUACACCAUGGUGCGUUUUUUGAGGUGGGAAUUUACUUUAAAUCUCCCUUGAAAAUGUAAUCUUUGUUUGCACGCCUCCUAAAUUUAGAAAAUGUGUGUUUUUUUUUUUUUUUAUUCUCAUUUGUCUUUAACAGAAUAUGUCCAGUCCUGCUUCACCGGAUAAAGCUGAAAAGUCUAAGUUGUCAGCUCCUAUCAGUAAAAAGGCCAUAUGCAAAACAAAACACUUGUGUUAAUCAGACUGUGCGGUCUCUCUUCCUGACGUGUAGAAAAAAGACCUGUAAGCAAUGCUCAGCGGAAUUGCUGGAAAAAUCCAGGCAAAUGGAAAUUAACUAAUUUCCUGUGCUGGUUCCAGGAGAAUUUAUUCCAAACCUUUGAGUCAUUUAAGGAAAAAAGACAGCGGGUCUGUUAAUAUUCAAGAAAGACAGAUAAAGACACGACGGCAAAAAAAAAAAUCACAAUCCCUGUCUGAGCUCUCAUCAGGUGAAUGUUCAUCAUCUUCGUUUUCGGAAGUAUCCAUUCUGGCCUCAAGUGUGGAUGAGGGAUUUCCACCAGAGGAAAUAAAGAAAUCUAGGAAGUUUCUGCGGAUGUUCAGGAAAAUUAACCUACCAGGGGUAAGGUAA
This is a messenger RNA of Pelobates cultripes (western spadefoot toad), 1152 nucleotides long. NCBI's taxonomy places the organism in Eukaryota, Metazoa, Chordata, Amphibia, Anura, Pelobatidae. The record is from the annotation of a GenBank genome assembly.